AUGUCACAGAGAUUUGCUGAGUUCAUCUCCCGAAUUGCCAUACCCGCAGGUUUGGCUGUGGCUUUGGGCCAAUCGGCCAUUUACGACGUAGAAGGAGGCAAGAGAGCCGUUAUUUUCGACAGAUUGAAUGGGGUUCAGAAAGAUGUCAUUGGAGAAGGAACCCAUUUUUUGAUUCCAUGGUUGCAGAAGGCAAUUGUGUAUGAUGUGAGAACGAAGCCUAAAACCAUUGCCACCACGACUGGUUCCAAAGAUUUGCAGAAUGUCUCGUUGACAUUGAGAGUCUUGCACAGACCUGAAGUGUUGCAAUUGCCCAAGAUCUACCAGAGUUUGGGUUUGGAUUAUGAUGAAAGAGUGUUACCUGCCAUUGGAAACGAAGUGUUGAAGUCUAUUGUAGCCCAGUUCGAUGCUGCUGAGUUGAUUACCCAGAGAGAAGUCGUGUCAGCUCGUAUCAGACAGGAGCUUGCAAGAAGAGCUGAUGAGUUCAACAUCAAGUUGGAAGAUGUUUCAAUCACUCAUAUGACUUUCGGCAAAGAGUUCACUAAGGCCGUGGAACAGAAACAAAUUGCACAACAAGAUGCCGAGAGAGCCAAGUACUUAGUCGAAAAGGCUGAACAGGAAAGAAAAGCCAAUAUCAUCAGAGCCGAGGGUGAAGCUGAAAGUGCCGAAACUGUUUCCAAAGCACUUGCUAAGGCUGGUGACGGUUUGUUGAUGAUCAGAAGAUUAGAAGCCUCUAAGGAUAUUGCCCAGACAUUGGCCAACUCGCCUAAUGUAUCGUACUUGCCAAGUGGAAAGGGCAAUGCUGGUGAAGAAGGAUCCAAAAACUCGUUGUUGUUGAACAUUGGACGUUAG
Molecule: messenger RNA, 849 nt
Organism: Scheffersomyces stipitis CBS 6054
Lineage: Eukaryota; Fungi; Ascomycota; Pichiomycetes; Serinales; Debaryomycetaceae
Product: prohibitin subunit
Exons: 1
Coding region: 1-849 (282 amino acids)
Biological process (GO): mitochondrion organization
Cellular component (GO): mitochondrion; membrane
Source: RefSeq, a predicted model, not a curated record